This is a messenger RNA of Sphenostylis stenocarpa, 4536 nucleotides long. The record is from the annotation of a GenBank genome assembly. NCBI's taxonomy places the organism in Eukaryota, Viridiplantae, Streptophyta, Magnoliopsida, Fabales, Fabaceae.
AUGGGUAGCUGGAAAGGGCACACGCACAUGGAGGUUGGACCCGACGGGGUUGCCCUCAUCACCAUCGUCAAUCCUCCCGUCAAUUCUCUUUCCUUUGAUGUAUUGCGCAGUUUAAAGGAGAGUUUUGAUCAGGCGAUAAAGAGACAUGAUGUCAAGGCAAUUGUUGUUACAGGUGCAAAGGGGAAAUUUUCUGGAGGCUUUGAUAUUUCUGCAUUUGGUCGCAUUCAAGAGGCAAAGGAGCGUCCAAAACCUGGUUGGGUAUCAGUAGAAAUCAUCACUGACACUAUUGAAGCUGCUAGGAAACCAUCAGUAGCUGCCAUUGAUGGCCUUGCCUUGGGUGGGGGUUUAGAAGUUGCAAUGGCAUGCAAUGCUCGGUUAUCAACUCCAACUGCUCAAUUAGGCUUGCCUGAACUUCAGCUUGGAAUAAUUCCUGGAUUUGGAGGAACACAGCGACUUCCUCGUCUUGUUGGUUUGACGAAGGCACUUGAGAUGAUAUUGGUUGGUGAUCAGUCUAACAGCAUAUCUGCAGUUGUGUAUUUGAAGUUUACAGAUAUCACCAGAUUAGCUUCAAAACCAGUCAAAGGGAAGGAAGCUUUUAGUUUGGGGCUUGUAGAUGGUUUAGUGUCACCAAAUGAUUUGGUAAACACUGCACGCCAGUGGGCCUUGGAUAUCUUGAACCACCAGCGACCAUGGGUUGCUAGUCUUUAUAAGACCAACAAAUUAGAACCCCUUGGAGAAGCAAGAGAGAUUUUGAAAUUUGCACGAGCUCAGGCUCGAAAGCGAGCUCCUAACCUUUAUCAUCCUUUAGUUUGCAUUGAUGUUAUUGAGGCAGGAAUAGUGGCUGGUCCCCGUGCAGGACUCUGGAAGGAAGCUGAAGCAUUUGAAGGACUUGUGCAGUCAGAUACUUGCAAAAGCUUAGUUCACGUAUUUUUUGCUCAAAGAGGAACAACCAAGGUACCUGGGGUUACCGACCGUGGUCUGGUUCCAAGACAGAUCAAGAAGGUUGCCAUCCUUGGUGGAGGACUAAUGGGCUCUGGAAUAGCAACAGCUUUAAUUCUAAGCAACUAUCCUGUCAUCUUGAAAGAAGUAAAUGAGAAAUUCUUAGAUGCUGGUAUCAAUAGGAUUAAAGCAAACUUACAAAGCCGUGUUAAGAAAGGGAACAUGACCAAGCAAAAUUUUGAAAAGGCCAUCUCUCUUGUCAAAGGUUCCCUUGACUAUGAAAGCUUCAGAGACGUGGACAUGGUGAUAGAGGCUGUUAUUGAGAAUGUGUCCUUAAAGCAACAGAUCUUUGCUGAUCUUGAAAAAUAUUGUCCACCUCAUUGUAUACUUGCGAGUAACACAUCCACAAUUGACUUGAACAUGAUUGGAGAGAAGAUCAAAUCCAAAGAUCGAAUUGUUGGAGCCCAUUUCUUCAGUCCUGCACACGUUAUGCCACUUCUGGAAAUCGUACGUACGAAGCAGACCUCUCCCCAAGUGAUAGUUGACGUGUUAGAUAUUUCAAAGAAGAUCAAGAAAACACCAGUGGUGGUUGGAAACUGCACAGGAUUUGCUGUUAAUAGGAUGUUCUUCCCAUACACGCAAGCAGGUCUCUUGCUUGUUGAACGUGGUGCAGAUGUUUAUCAAAUUGACAGAGUAAUAACCAAAUUUGGAAUGCCCAUGGGUCCUUUCAGAUUGGUUGACCUUGUUGGAUUUGGUGUGGCGAUUGCUACUGGCUCACAAUUUAUUCAGAAUUUUCCUGAGAGAACUUAUAAAUCAAUGCUUAUUCCACUUCUGCAAGAAGAUAAGAGAGCUGGUGAAACAACUCGCAAAGGGUUUUAUUUGUAUGACGAUAAACGCAAGGCUAGUCCUGAUCCUGAAUUGAAAAACUAUAUUGAGAAGGCUAGGGGCAUUUCUGGUGUCUCUGUUGAUCCUAAGCUUGCCAAGUUACAAGAAAAGGAUAUCGUCGAGAUGAUAUUCUUUCCUGUGGUGAACGAGGCUUGUCGGGUCCUUGAUGAAGGGAUUGCUGUCAAAGCAGCAGAUCUCGAUAUUUCUGCCAUCAUGGGCAUGGGUUUUCCACCUUACAGGGGAGGCAUCAUAUUCUGGGCUGAUUCUCUUGGAUCCAAGUACAUAUAUUCAAGAUUAGAAAAAUGGUCAGAGUUGUAUGGAGAAUUCUUUAAGCCCUGUGCCUACUUGGCUGCAAGAGCUGCCAAAGGAAUUCCUCUGGUGAGUUGGGAUUGUAUGGAAAUCAGUGCCCCUGUGGAGCAGGCAAAGUCACGGAUUCAAACGAGUGGCAUCACAAUGGGAAGCAGAGGACACACGCUCAUGGAGGUUGGACCUGAUGGGGUUGCCGUCAUCACCAUCGUCAACCCUCCUGUUAAUUCUCUCUCCUACGAUGGUACAUUUGACCCUUCCGAUUCUAUUACUGAAGAUACUCUAUGUUCUGUUGCUAAUUUAUUCUUCUGUUUCUUUGUCUCUUUUCUCUCUCUAGUACUGCGCAGUUUUAAGCAGCACUUUGAUCAGGCUCUACGCAGAGACGAUGUCAAGGCAUUUGUUGUUACAGGUGCAAAGGGAAAAUUUUCUGGAGGCUUUGAUAUUUCUGCAUUUGGUGAUGAAGAGCCAAAAGAGCGUCCAAAACCUGGUUGGUUAUCGGUGGAAAUCAUCACUGAUACUAUAGAAGCGGCUAGGAAGCCAUUGGUUGCAGCCAUUGAUGGCCUUGCCUUGGGUGGGGGCUUAGAAUUUGCAAUGGCAUGUAAUGCUCGGUUAUCAACCCCAACUGCUCAGCUAGGUUUGCCUGAACUUCAGCUUGGAAUAAUUCCUGGACUUGGAGGAACACAGCGUCUUCCUCGUCUUGUUGGUUUGGCAAAGGCACUUGAGAUGAUGCUGACUUCUAAGCCAGUUAAAGGGAAGGAAGCUUUUAGUUUGGGGCUUGUAGAUGGUUUGGUGUCACCUGAUGAUCUGGUGAAAGCUGCACGACAGUGGGCCUUGGAUAUUGUCGGCCAUCAGCGACCAUGGAUCGCUACUCUUUAUAAGACUGACAAAUUAGAACCCCUUGGAGAAGCAGUAGAGAUUUUGAAAUUUGCUCGAGCUCAGGCUCAAAAACGGGCUCCCAACCUCCAGCAUCCUUUGGUUUGCAUUGAUGUUAUUGAAGCAGGAGUAGUUGCUGGUCCCCGGGCAGGACUCUGGAAGGAAGCUGAAGCAUCUGAAGUACUUGUAAAGUCAGAUACUUGCAAAAGCUUAAUUCACAUAUUUUUUGCUCAAAGAGGAACGUCCAAGAUACCUGGGGUUACUGAUCGUGGUCUGGUUCCAAGAAAUGUUAAGAAGGUUGCCAUCCUUGGUGGAGGACUAAUGGGCUCUGGAAUAGCAACAGCUUUAAUUCUUAGCAGCUAUCCUGUCAUUUUGAAAGAAGUAAAUGACAAGUUCUUAGAUGCUGGUAUCAAUAGAAUUAAAGCAAACUUACAGAGCCGUGUUACAAAAGGUAAACUGACCCAAGAAAAUUUUGAAAAGGCAGUCUCUCUUCUCAAAGGUACCCUUGAUUAUGAAAGCUUCAGAGAUGUGGACAUGGUGAUAGAGGCUGUUAUUGAGAAUGUUUCCUUAAAGCAGCAGAUCUUUACUGAUGUUGAAAAGCAUUGUCCACCUCAUUGUAUACUUGCAAGUAACACUUCCACAAUUGACCUCAACCUGAUUGGAGAGAGGACCAAGUCUAAAGAUCGAAUUGUUGGAGCCCAUUUUUUCAGUCCUGCACAUGUUAUGCCACUUCUGGAAAUUGUGCGUACCAACCAUACCUCUCCCCAAGUGAUAGUUGACGUGUUAAAUAUUUCGAAGAAGAUAAAGAAAACUCCGGUGGUGGUUGGAAACUGCACAGGAUUUGCUGUUAAUAGAAUGUUUUUCCCAUAUACACAAGCUGGUCUCUUGCUUGUUGAACGUGGUGCAGAUUUUUAUCAAAUUGAUAAAGUUAUAAGCAAAUUUGGAAUGCCCAUGGGGCCUUUUAGAUUGGUUGACCUUGUUGGGUUUGGUGUGGCGAUUGCUACUGGCAUGCAAUUUAUUGAGAAUUUUCCUGAGAGAACUUAUAAAUCAAUGCUCAUUCCCCUUCUUCAAGAAGAUAAGAGAGCUGGCGAAACGACUCGGAAAGGAUUUUAUUUGUAUGAUGAUAAACGCAAGGCUAGUCCUGAUUCUGAAUUGAAAAACUAUAUUGAGAAGGCUAGGAGCAUUACUGGUGUCUCCGUUGAUCCUAAGCUUGUAAAGUUACAAGAAAAGGACAUCAUUGAGAUGAUAUUCUUUCCUGUGGUGAAUGAAGCUUGUCGGGUCCUUGGCGAAGGUAUUGCAGUCAAAGCAGCUGAUCUCGAUAUUGCCUCAGUCAUGGGCAUGGGUUUUCCACCUUACAGAGGAGGUAUAAUAUUCUGGGCUGACACUCUUGGAUCCAAGUACAUAUAUUCAAAAUUGGAGAAAUGGUCAGAGUUGUACGGAGAAUUCUUCAAGCCUUGUUCCUACUUGGCUGUAAGAGCCGCCGAAGGAAUUCCUCUGAGUGCCACUGUGGAGCAGGCAAAUUCACGGUUGUAA